This is a messenger RNA of Triplophysa dalaica, 2435 nucleotides long. RefSeq names its product TNF superfamily member 11 (gene tnfsf11). Gene Ontology annotation, cellular component: membrane. The record is from RefSeq and is a predicted model, not a curated record. Gene Ontology annotation, molecular function: tumor necrosis factor receptor binding. Gene Ontology annotation, biological process: immune response. Lineage: Eukaryota; Metazoa; Chordata; Actinopteri; Cypriniformes; Nemacheilidae. The transcript has 5 exons. The coding region runs from base 147 to 974 and encodes 275 amino acids.
AGGAAGCCAGAAAAAAAGAAUGAUCAUCUCUGACUAUUAUCUGAUUGGCUGUUUCCGAACCCAGUUGCAUUGCCCACCCACAUGUUUAUAUGAAUCCUUGAUCAUUUCUCCAUUCCUCCCACUGAGAGAAGAUCCGCGCAGCGCUCAUGGCAGCUAAUGAUUAUCGCGUGUACCUGCGGAAUCAUAUCGAUAUGGACGAGGCUCCGGCGCGCGUCGCGCACACAGGCUCCACUCACAGGGCGCUCAUAUUCAUCACCCUGGCUAUCAUGGGACUGCUGCAGGUCGCGUCGAGCGUGGCGAUUUUGUUGCACUUAACCGGUUAUCUAAGAGAGGUGGACCUUGUUAAAGCACAGCAGACUCCCAAUGAGGAAAUGCACAGUGAAACAUUAAUAGCCGACCCACUACGAAGUACGAAGGAGAAAAAAGACAGAUGUCGAAAGAAGGAUGCACGCCUGCCAUUAGCUCAUCUGCCGAUUAGUACAACCAAUGACUUUUCAACCAGUGUUCAUCAGAACAAAGAAAUGUAUACAGAUUUUGAACAACUGGAAGAAGACCCUAUCGCCAAUACCAUAAUCCACUGGAAUGAAGGUCAAGGAACGCUGAAAAAGAUUAAAUACCACGAUGGUCGGAUACUAGUGGACGAGCCCGGUUAUUACUAUGUGUAUGCCAAAACCUGCUUCAGAUAUGCUAAGGAACAUGACACUGAGAAAGUGGACCUCAGCAAUAUACAGUUGCUUCAGUAUAUUUACCAUGAGAAGCACACGCAGAAUAUAAUCUCACCCAUUAUGCUCGGCAAAAGUGGCGGAACCCAUCGCCAGUGGAAUAUCGCCAAGUACAACAUGUUCUGUGCGGUGCAGGGCAGAGGUGUCCAGUUAAAUAAAGGUGAUGGGCUUUAUGUUAGCGUAUCAUAUUUUUGGCUGCUGGACCCUGCAGCCGAUGGGACGUAUUUUGGUGCUUUUAAGAUAAGCGAUUGACUUUCAUAGUUUUUGCUACUGAACAUGUUUAUGCACACUUAACAACCCUACAGAUGUUUUCAAAAUGACCAUGAACCACUGAGAACUUAUAUUAUUGAUCACUGACUUUUUGUUUGACAAUAUUGCAUUGUACAUCAUUUAGAAGCUUAAGCAGAUGUGGUUUUAAGCUAUAAAGUACCAUCACAAGAAGACCUAGAACAGGACUGGGGCAUGCAAUAUGAUUCUAGAUGGUCCCAUCUACAAGUCUACUUUUAGUUCAGUGUUUUUGACAGGAGUGCACCAAUACUGAUAAUGGUAUCGGUCCAAUAGUACCUUUGGUUUUAAAUUUCUUCAAUACAAAACAGCAUAUGUACUGUACACUUUUAAAAAAAGGUGCUUCAAAAGGUUCUGUGAUGCCAUAGAAGAACAUUUUUGUUCCAUAAAGAACCAUUAACAUCUGAAGAACCUUUCUGUUUCACAAAAGGUUCUUUGUGGUGAAAAAGGUUCUUCCGAUUAUUAAAAAGUAAGAGAUGGUUCUAUAAAGAACCUUUGAGUGAAUGGUUUUUUGUGGAACCAAAAAUGGUUCUUCUAUGGCAUCGCUGUGAAGCAGCUUCAUUUUUAAGAGUUUACACUGCCCUUUGCAUAAAUGUUGCCAUUCAAAGAAGCACCAGCAGUUUAAAAAUAUAUAUAUCAGUUUGGAUGCAUUUCAGUGACAGAGUUUAAACAAACACAGAUCUGCUGUUUGUUUGACCACAAAAAGCUUACUGAAGCCCAAAAAAAUUAAUUCCAGACCUCUGAGUUAGUUUAAAAAAUCAAUUUGUUAAAAAAAUCAUUUAAUACCACUUGAGAGUGAGGACAGUUCAUACUAGAAAAUGACUUGACUUUGCAUGACUUCGGAAAUAAACCUGUGCUUAAUUUGAGAAAAUAUAUCAAAAUUUAGUUCACAAACGUACAAACAAAAAUUAAGACGGCUGGUCUGUCUUUGAUUCACCGGGAGAAUUAACAUUUUUUUAAGCAAUGCGUGGAACCAAACUGAGUUUGGGACACUGUAAUUUAAAGUUUUUUUCUUUGUGUAUUUAUUUAUUGUCUGAUGAUAGAACAUGUUAAAUGUUUUGUAUAAUGUAAAGUUUGUACAGUAUAUAUCAUUGUAUAAAUGCCUUUACUCCAUUCUUUAAGAGAGAUUUUGGAUUUAGGGCAUUGACUUUAGGUCAGUUAUAGAUAUGCUUUUUUAUCAAGCACAUGGCUCUUGUUUUUUUGGCUUAAAUGGAUUGGUUUCUCACUAAAGAAACUUUGUAUUUAAGUAUCAUUCAUUUGACAAUUCUGUGCACAAAUGUUCAUGGAGAGCACAAUAUGUUGUUCCACGGCUGUUUUAAAUGGCAAACCUAAAGUCUACGAUUUUUCAUAUGUUAGUAAAGUUUUGUUCUAUUUUAUGUUUAUUUAUACCAUUCUGACUAGUAAAGAUACUUUUCUAAAUAAAAUACU